AUGAUGUCUCGUCGAAUAACUUCCAAAGAAAGUUCCAGCAGAGGCCAGGCUCAUGUCGAAACGAUCAGAAGGAGCGCUUCGAAGGAAAAGAAAGUGCACGGUCAGCACUCGCUAUUUGGAGGGAGCGCUACGAGAAAAUUGCUUGUGGCUAGAUACUAUCUCGAACGAAAAUCAAGGUCAUUGCUAUUGAUUGCCCUAUGUCUGGCAGUUCUUGUUCUACUAAUGACAGGAAAGACAUUGGAUGAGGCAGCAACCAUCCCAUUCUCGUCGUUUUUACUGUUACGGAAUAAGGAACCAUCUGUCAUCCAACGAAUAGACUUCACCUUUCACAAGCCUCGCACUCUUGAAAUAAGCUCUGACUUACUUGACACCAUCAACAAUAUCACAUCUUUACGGGACCCCAUCCUUGGGUAUAAUACCAACGAUACCAUUGAAGUUUCUCCCGCUCAUGAAAAAUUCAAAGAACAUUUGGAGAAUAGUAAGAGGUACAACCGAUGGCAAAGAGAUCCAAUAAGGACGGAAGAGUGUGAACCGAUGCACCCGUGGCAAGAAACAUUAUUUCCUUCCUGUUUGGAUUUCCAUGCCAUGGACCUCCAAAAAGAUCUCCGUGCAAUAACCGAUGGAGGGUACAAUAGUGUCUUCAGAAUCACGGAUAUUGAUGGAUCCCAUCACAUUAUGAAGAUUCUCAAGUAUGGUGACACAAAGCAUACCGAUCGCAACUUUGACCGGGUACGCCGUGAUUCCCUCGUCAUGGAACGGGCAACUGGUUCGCCCUAUGUCAUGGAUAUUUACGGUUAUUGUGGCUUUUCACAAGUAGUGCCAGUUGGUCGUCAUGGUGAUCUAAAUGGCAUUCUGAGAGGCUACUACGAUCAACUCUCGCAAGGCCAAAAGCUGGAAAUUGCCACCCAAGUUGCACAGGCUCUGGCGGACGUUCACGAUUUAGACGGAGAUGGGAUUUCGAGCAUGAGUCAUGGAGACUUUGCUUCCAAGCAGUACAUUUUGAUUGAUGGGAGAUUCAAGCUGAAUGACUUUAAUCGAGGGCGAUUCAUCCGGUGGAAUCCUACACUGAACGAGCCUUGCCCGUAUACCAUCGAAAAGAAUGGUGAUAAGUUUCGAGCUCCAGAAGAAUACAAACACGUCCCACAGACGGCGGCCAUUGACGUUUGGGCGCUUGGCAGCGUCUUUGUGCAGAUUGUGACAGGCCAUGGGAUUUGGAAUAACUACGAUUCAGAAGAAGCCCAGCACUACAUUGUCGAAGGGAUUCGAUAUCCAAUGGACAGAUCGUCAACGGAUCCCAUUGAUCAGGUACUGUACAAGGCCAUUGACAUGUGUCAAGUCUACGAAGCAAAGGAUCGACCCAAGGCAGGCGAAGUAUUGGAAUACCUGAAAGCAGAAGCCAAGCGGCUGGAUGUAGAAUGGGAUAAGCCAUUUGGGGAAUAA
Molecule: messenger RNA, 1440 nt
Organism: Cylindrotheca closterium
Lineage: Eukaryota; Bacillariophyta; Bacillariophyceae; Bacillariales; Bacillariaceae
Source: the annotation of a GenBank genome assembly